Lolium perenne is the source of this 1323-nucleotide messenger RNA. RefSeq lists its product as uncharacterized. The record is from RefSeq and is a predicted model, not a curated record. Lineage: Eukaryota; Viridiplantae; Streptophyta; Magnoliopsida; Poales; Poaceae.
CGCUGGUGAGGACGAAGGGCCCGCCGGGCCCAACUGAGGGCCUUCAUGUGGCCAAGGGGGCCCGGCUGCUGCAUGUGCCGUCUGCCUCUGACUCCAGCCUUGGCUCGGCUGGAACCAUGGAGGCUGCGUGGCACAAGGCGGAUACUUGCGAGGUGUUCAGCCGGGAGGGACAGCCUGGUGCGGCGCCCAUGAAGGUGGUCUUCUCCGGCUACCGGGCCAGCCUUAAGAACAAGGCCGCCGAGGCCCUUGCCCAGCUAGCAACGCUGGAGGAUGCUGACAAGGCGGUUACGGAGCGACGCACCGUCUUGUACAACAAGGUGGUGACUAGUUACCACAAGGCCAAGAUCGAGCGAGCCGGCUUGGCUCGCGAGCUGGAGGCUGUCAAGGCUGAGGCCGCCCGGAUCCCACAGCUGGAGUCGGACCUCCGGGUUGCCCGCGCUCAAUGCGCCACAAGUGAGGAGGCGAACCGGGCUGCUGCCGCCAAGCUGAAGGUGGCUGACGGGGAGCUGAAACGGCUGCGCCUUCUUGAGGCUAACCAUCUCAAGGAACUUGCCGCCCUCAAGAAGGAGCAGGAGGAAAAGCUGGAGGGUCUGAGCAAGCGGUUGGAGGAGGUGGAGCGGCAACGGCUUUCGCUUCAGCAGGAGGUGACCACCAAGUCCAACGAGCUGUCGGCCACCGCCAAGCGGUGGUUGGGGGAACUUAGCGCGCUCGACCGCGGCUUGGCGGCGGCCUUCCCUGAGGCGCAGGAGGAGGCGUUAGCGGCAGUUGGCAGGGCGCGGGAGGAUCACCGGCAGGCCACUGGGGAGCAGAGCUCCGACUGCUUCACCAUGGACGACUAUCUGGCGUCCAUCGCCGCCCGCGUGGAGCCGGUCACCAAGCUUGGCUGGGAGCUGCGGAAGGCGGCGGAGGAGCUGAUCCGACUGCUGUGGCCGACGGAGACGCUGCCGGAAGAUCUCUCCAAUCUCAUCGCUUGGCUGGAGAGGGCUCCCGACCGCUUCUUGGACUGGAAGGAGUCGGCCACGCGCGCCGGAGCCGAUAUGGCGCUAUCUUUUGUGCUUUCCUGGUAUAACGAGGUUAGCCUCGACCAGCUGGAGUGCCGGCGCGCCGGCGUGGAGGACAAGCUCCCGGCGGAGAACAAGGCUGCUCGGCUUGCCCGCGCCUGCGCCAUUGCCGACUUCGUCGACAAGUCCGUCUUCAUCGCGGACCCGAAUCCGCCGUCUGACGACGAGGAGGAGGAGGCUGAGGACGAAGAGGCGGACGACGUGCCCGAGGAUGACCCGGCAGCCGGCUCCGCUGAUGCCCCUCCGGCUUAGAUUUCCUGCU